AUGAAGCCCGUCGUGGGUGCCACGCAAGCAUGGUCGUGUGUCGUCAUCUCCGCCUUCGCGAUCGUAAUCCUCUCCAUCCUCGGGGCCCUCUACAAAACAGGCCACCACGAGUUCGCCGGCGGCGCGGAAGACCCGGACAACGGUGCCGAACUCGCGGGCACGAUAUUCGUUGCGGUCAUCGUAUACGCGGCCUUCUUGGUAUUCUGCGGUCUUCAGGGAAUGCUACAUCUUCGCGAGAAUCGGAGGGGCGCCAUCCAGCUAUAG
This is a messenger RNA of Anthostomella pinea, 264 nucleotides long. Lineage: Eukaryota; Fungi; Ascomycota; Sordariomycetes; Xylariales; Xylariaceae. The record is from the annotation of a GenBank genome assembly.